This is a messenger RNA of Symbiodinium necroappetens, 807 nucleotides long. The record is from the annotation of a GenBank genome assembly. NCBI's taxonomy places the organism in Eukaryota, Dinophyceae, Suessiales, Symbiodiniaceae.
AUGUGGCUGCUUGCUGAAGCGCUUGUUUCAGACUGGGGCCUAGGAGCUUACCCUAUGGGCAAGACAUGUCACAGCCCUGCACUUCAAGGCAACAAUUGCUGGAGCCACAGUACUGCCUUGAUUACCGAGAGCCGGCUAUGCAUCCAGACCCACGGCAAGUUUAACGGCCCUCAGGCUUGGUUGAGCCAGUCCUUCAUCGCGGCGUGCAGGACCGAUGGCCACGACUACUGCCUUGGUGGGAGCGGCCUGCUGGGCUUUCGAACGGUCUCGCGGUGGGGAGUCCCCACCGGUGGCCCGGAUUAUCGUGGAAACAUGCAGGCCGGGGUGCAGACCUGCUACCCACAAGUGCAGCCGCACGACACGCAAGUUCGCUGCCCGGGCGCUUGUUCUCCAUAUACCAGGUAUCCGCGGCCGCUGAGUCAAGACCUCUUUUACGUUCAAUACGAGCCCCGGCCGCUACAUCCCGUCGGCUCCCAGGUGCCCUACAUGGUGCAGAAGGCGCUCAUGACGGAGGGUCCAAUCCUAUUGGGGAUGCGAAUCUACCAGGACUUCUAUGCCUACCAGUCAGGUAUCUACAAGCCCGUGCGCAAGAGUUGGAACCUCUACAUGGGAGGACAUGCCGUCACAGGCAUGGGCUUCGGGCCCGGUUACAUCCUGGCCAUCAACUCCUGGAGUGAGUCCUGGGGCAUCAGAGGCGCUUUCCACGUGGCACCAGAUGCCAUCGAUUUCGGCUACUUCCUUCCCGGGCGACCCCUCGGCGCCAUGGGUGGCAGCCCCUACCCAAUGCCUUUGCCUAACUGGAGAUGA